AUGGAAAAUGAUUAUAAAUAUCAACAACAGAUGAAUGAUUCAAGUGUCAACGAAAUGAAAACUCGUUUAACUGAAUUUUGUACAAACGUUGAACGAUUACAAUUAUCAAAACAAAAAAUCGAGGAUGAAAAAUUGCAAUUACAAAAAAUUAAUGAACAACUAACAUUACAGAAUCAAGAAUUAAGUGGAAAAAUUCGUCAUAAUGAUCGUGAUUAUCAAGAUCAAGUACAACGCUAUGAAAAUGAAUUAAAAUCUGUCAAAAUACGUUGUGAAUCGGGUGUUGAUCUAUUAAAAAAAGAAAAUGAUUUAACAAAAACAAAAGCAACAAAAACUAUUGAUGAAUUGGAAAAACAACUCGAAUUAAUUACUGAAAAAUUUUAUGAUAUGCAAAAAUUAUUUGAACAAAAAUUAGCUGAUCAACAAAAAACAUAUCAAUUAAAUUUGUCUGAAUAUGAAAAUGCAUAUGAAAAAAAAUUGAAUACUAUUAAAUUUGAAUAUAAACAAAUAUGUGAAAAAUUUGAACAAUUACAAAAACAUAACGAUCUGUUACAACAUGAACUUAAACAAAAGUUGAACGAUAUUAAUCAGCUCAAUGAUUCAUACAUAAAACAAAAAGAAUUGAAUGAGAAAAAUGAAAAAAAUUUUGAGCAAAUGAAAAAUGAUUUACAUUUGGCACAUCAAGAAAAGAUUCAAGACUUCAGUGACAAAGUACGACAUAAUGAACAAUUAUUGAUUGAAAAUUUAAACAAAGAACAGAUGAAAUUAGUCGAACAAUUACGAUUAAAAUAUGAACAAGAUAAAGAAGUAUAUGAUGAAAAAAUGAAGAAUUAUUAUACUAAAGAAUUAAAUGAUCUUAGAGUGAAAUAUGAACAAGUGAUUGAAAAACAAGAUGAAAAGUUUAAACUUGAUAUUAAACAACAAGAAAAAGUAUCCAAUGAAAAACGAUUAAUAUAUGAAAAUGAAAAACAACAGAUAAUAAAUGAUUAUGAAAAAUUCAUUAAAAAAAUUGAAAAACAAUAUGAAUUUAAGAAUGAUGAAUAUGAAAAACGUAUUGAACUAUUGAUAGCAAAAACACAUGAACAAUUGAAAUCGAUCGAAGGUAAGAAAUGUAUCGGAUUGGAUGAUUUUCAUUAA
Messenger RNA from Didymodactylos carnosus, 1134 nucleotides. Lineage: Eukaryota; Metazoa; Rotifera; Eurotatoria; Philodinida; Philodinidae. The record is from the annotation of a GenBank genome assembly.